Cylicocyclus nassatus is the source of this 782-nucleotide messenger RNA. NCBI's taxonomy places the organism in Eukaryota, Metazoa, Nematoda, Chromadorea, Rhabditida, Strongylidae. The record is from the annotation of a GenBank genome assembly.
AUGCAGUGUAGUGUACAGUGUUGCAGCGGUGUCGACUGUCGCGUCAACUUUGAUCUCAGCGAUCAAGCAAAGGAGACAACCCCACUCGUUCUCAUCAACCACAUUCAGUGUCGUCUCAUCAUCGAUUCCUUCCCGGAUCUAAAAUAUUUGACUAUAUUUGUAUUUCCGUCAACUAUUUAUAUCAUACAACAUGCGGUUAAUCAUCAUACUAGCUUCACUUUAUUACACCGAAUCUUUGCCAACGACGACGACGACCACGAAGAGGACAACUGGGAAUGUGGCACUGAUGACUUGACCAAAUACUUAAGCGAGAACCAAAUCGAGUUGGACUGUCCAAAAAUAAAAAAAAGUGUGAAUCAAUGCUGUGUUUACCAUGACAAAUGCUAUGACGAUCAACAUGGCAGAAAAUAUUGUGAUGAUACGUUUUGCUCUUGCUUGGAGCAAGUGACCAGAGGUUACAAAGUAUGUCACGAUGAAAACAGUGUGUUAUUUUGCUCGAUGGUGCGACAGUUUGGCGCUCAUGCUUACCUUCGCGCGGGUAAUCAUACAGGUGCAGUACUAGCCGAGGAGACAGAGGUUGAUCUGUCACAUACUGGUAAUAGCACUAAUUUUGAUAAAGAUGACGUUGCCGUUCUUGAUUUUGAUUAUGAAGCAUUCGUCAGAGCUAACGACACUAAUGGCAAACCUAUACGGGAAGGUACCGAUCUCCUAGAACAGCUAGUGAAAACCGCAAAAUAGUCGAAGUGUUCGUUUAUUGUAGACUAUUGUUGUAAAUAAUAAAG